Molecule: messenger RNA, 5938 nt
Organism: Oryctolagus cuniculus (rabbit)
Lineage: Eukaryota; Metazoa; Chordata; Mammalia; Lagomorpha; Leporidae
Source: RefSeq, a predicted model, not a curated record
GGGGAAAUGGUAGUAGUCCAUUUCAUGAAGUGCUGGUGAAGGUUCGGUGGGUUAAUGCCGAUCGAAGUGCUUCAAACAGCGUGAUACAAAGCUUAACGCUAAGUGCUGUUCGUUUCUGAGCCUAGUGUCUAAAUGUAUCUCUUUCCUUGCCUCAGAUCCCGGAAAGUGCCCAACAGUAGGGAAGAUUUUUUUUUUAAAGUGAGCUUUCGUUUGCUUAGCCUGUUUAAAAACAAAACUUUCUAAAUAACUCACAUCCCACAUUAGGGAUAAAAACCAGUCGUUAGGUAAUGCUGCAGUUGAAAACCGUUGUUUGAUGUUUGGAAAACGCCGCGGUCAGACCUUAUUUGUGCUGUUAGGAGUUGGCAUAGCAGGCCUGAGACUGCUGUCCUUGGGUGCCUUGUAGGCGUCUGGGAGCUUGGACCUUGGGAGGAUUCCCACCCGGGGCAACGUGGUUUAUGUGGAAAAGUAAUUUUUGUGCCGGAUUUACCACCUUCCAUGCAAAUACUGGGCACCAAGUCUUUAAUGGGCUUCCGUGGGACGCAGGAUUACUUACCUGGUGUUGAGUUUUCUUGGUUGGUGAAGAAAGCCUUCUGUUUAACUCCUCGUGGGAGGGAGAGCUCAAGGAAUUGGCACAAAAUUUCCCCAGACCUGGCCUUUCUUUGUUAGAUCAGGCUCUCUGUCUGUUCUACUGCUGUACUAAAUGAUAUCUAUGAGUACAAUGUCUGCUGAGUCCUGUGAAACCUAGCAAAUCUCAAAAUGUGGAGAAGUCUUGGAGAACUCCAGACACAGUAGAUAACAGAUGCGGGUGAAAGAUCCGUCCAAGGUGUUACCUGAGAAAGCCAAAAGAAGUAAAAGGCCCACUGUACCUCGUGAUGAGGACUCUUCAGAUGACAUUGCUGGUUUAACUUGCCAGCAUGUGAGUCAUGCUGUCAGUGUGAAUCAUGUGAAGCGGGCAGUGGCUGAGAAUCUGUGGUCAGUUUGCUCAGAAUGUUUGAAAGAAAGGAGAUUCUUUGACGGACAGCCGGUACUUCCUUCUGAUAUUUGGUUGUGCCUCAAGUGUGGUUUUCAGGGCUGUGGUAAAAACUCGGAAAGCCAGCAUUCUCUGAAGCACUUCAAGAGUUCUGGACCAGAGCCUCAUUGCAUUGUAAUUAGUCUGAGCACAUGGAUUAUAUGGUGUUACGAGUGUGAUGAAAAGCUAUCAACACAUUGUAAUAAGAAAGUUUUGGCUCAGAUUGUUGAUUUUCUCCAGAAACAUGUUUCUAAAACACAAACAAGUGCAGUUUCUAGGCUCAUGAAACUUUGUGAAGAAAAAUGUGAAACGAGUGAAAUAAAGAAGGGAAGAAAAAGCAGCAAUGGAUCAUCUGUAAAAGGAAUUACAAAUUUAGGAAAUACUUGUUUUUUUAAUGCAGUCAUUCAGAACUUGUCACAGACUUAUAUCCUGACUGAACUUAUGAAUGAGAUGAAAGAAAACGGUACAAAAUUCAAGAUUUUUCCUUCCUCAGACUCUCAGCUGGACCCAUUGGUGGUGGAACUUCCAAGCCCUGGCCCACUGACCUCAGCCUUGUUCCUGUUUCUGCACAGCAUGAGGGAGACUGAAAAAGGACCACUUUCUCCAAAAGUUCUUUUCAAUCAGCUUUGUCAGAAGGCACCUCGAUUUAAAGAUUUCCAACAACAGGACAGUCAGGAGCUUCUCCAUUACCUGCUGGAUGUAGUGAGGACAGAAGAAACGAAGAGAAUACAAGCUAGCAUUCUAAAGGCAUUUAACAACCCAACUACUAAAACUGCUGAUGAUGCAACUAGAAAAAAGGUCAAAGCAUAUGGAAAAGAAGGUGUGAAAAUGAACUUCAUAGAUCGGAUCUUUAUUGGUGAACUAACUAGCACAGUAAUGUGUGAAGAAUGUGCAAAUAUCUCUACCAUGAAAGAUCCUUUCAUUGAUAUUUCCCUUCCUAUAAUAGAAGAAAGGGUUUCAAAGCCUGUGCUUGUGGGAAGAAUGAGUAAAUACAGAAGUUCACAGGAAAGAGAUCAUGAUCAGUACAGUGGCGUGGUUACUAUGGAAAAUACUCAGCAACCCAGACCUGCCAAGAAAUAUUCUUCUUCUAAAGAUAAGAAUCAACAAAUUCAUGACAGAAAAUGUCAAAGAAAACUCUCACCCGCAGAAGAAAAAACCAUUUUCACAUACCAGAAAAACGCGGACUUGGACAUGGAUGGCGCUCCUUCAGUUUCUGCCGGAGCAAGGAGUCCAAACGAAAGCCCCACCGAUGGCAGCGGAAAAGAAGCCAGCUGUUCCGAGAGCAGUGUGGAGGCCGACAGCGAGGCCUCCGAGUCAGAAAGCGCUUCCAAGCAGGCGGGGCAGUGCAGAUCCCGCGGCAGGCCCUGUGCGCUCACAGAUGGGCGCCUGCCUGGUCCACCCGCAGGUACACUGCCAUCCACUAAGGAGACCGACAGUGGUGAUGAGGCAGUGGCUAACGCCAUUUCUGAACUUUGUCUGAGCAGCCCUGAAAUUGGAGAUGGAGAUUUAGACAGAGAAAAGCAGCCACUUAGUAUUCCAAAUAAGUUAGGUUUUGCAGGGGAGGAGCAUGUGAGACCUCACAGUCCCCAGCAUGCUUUUCAGACCCUCUCUCAGAGCUACAUCACUACUUCCAAAGAAUGUUCAGUUCAGUCCUGUCUCUACCAGUUUACGUCUAUGGAAUUACUUAUGGGGAAUAACAAGCUUCUGUGUGAGAACUGUACUGAAAAGAAGCAGAGGUACCCAAAGGAAAUCAAUUCUGCGGAGAAGAAAGCAGAAGCGGUUUAUACUAAUGCCAGGAAGCAAUUGCUCAUUUCUGCCGUUCCGCCUAUCCUAAUUCUCCAUCUGAAAAGAUUCCACCAGGCUGGCUUGAGUCUUCGUAAAGUCAACAGACAUGUAGAUUUUCCACUUAUGCUUGAUUUAGCACCAUUCUGUUCUGCUACUUGUAAGAAUAUAAGCAUGGGUGAUAAAGUGCUCUAUAGUCUCUAUGGCAUAGUGGAACACAGUGGCUCCAUGAGAGGAGGGCACUACACGGCUUAUGUGAAAGUGAGAACACCCUCCAGGAAGUUAUCAGAAUAUAUCACUGGAAAGAAGACUGUGCCUGAUGUGAAAGAACCUGACAGUGAAUCGGUGGGCCAGUGGAUCCACGUUAGUGACACUUAUGUGCAGGUGGUUCCAGAAUCAAGAGCACUUAAUGCACAAGCUUACCUUCUUUUUUAUGAAAGACUAUUAUGAGUAUUCAUUAAUUGCCAAUGGUAAUAUUUAGAUUACUUUUAUUUGAAUGCUGCAACACAACCAAAAUAUGUAAUGUGCCUUUGUAGUCCUCUUUCUUCUGUAGGAAUGGCAUGUCCCUCAUAUGCUUCUGAACUUCCUCACCAUUUUGGUAAGCCCUUUUAAAGUAAGUUAAUGUACUCAGUGCUUUCAGAUUUGCAUUCUUAAAUAAGUAACUCAGAAUUUACAGAAGAGGAAAACCCUUUACCAUGUGGCUUGUUAUUACAAGCAGUCAGAGUCAAAUCAUUCCUUGAGACACUGCUUCCUCAAUGUACUAUACCUUCCUGAUCAUAUAUAUAUAUGUCCUAUGCCAUUGUUUACUUAUUAUUUUCAAAUCUUUUUCACCUUUUUUAGCCUUAGCUUUUUUUUGAGCAAUCAUAUUUCACAUUUAAUGUUUAAUUUUCAUACUUAAACAUUAAAACAUUGUUCAUCCAGGUUCCACUCCCUAUAAAAUCAUCUCAGGGCUAUCCAGUGGUAUAUGUGUACUGCUGCAUAAGAAACACUGCUGUGAUACAUGAAGUAAUGCCUAAUAUGGCAUAGCUAUCUUGUGAUUUUGUAUGAUUCAGCCACAUAAAAAGGCAUCACUGUAAUUUAAGUAGUGUGGAUUUACCAAUAGUAUAUUGAUUGGCCUCUUGUUUUGAGACCUAAAAAACUGCUGAAAACAUUUCAUCAACAUACCAUUUGCAACCUACUCAUGGUGGAGCUAGGAAUAAUUUGCAAGUGGUUGUCCAGAGUCAAAAUAUAAUUGUAGAUAACUGUAAAAUGCAGAAUUGGUAAAUAAAAGUAGAUAAUCCAUAUGAGACUGCAGGAUAGUUUGAAAUAUAAACUAGCAAAUUAUAUUUGUAAGUGAUAGAGAAUUAUAUUAUUAGACUUAACAAGGAAACAUAAUAAAUACACUUUCUACCUCUGUAUUUCAGUAUAUGUUAAAAAUAGUUUUUAGAAUUUUGAAAUCACUUUUAUUGUCUUCAGUAAGCAUCAUUAGUAAGUUCAUGUGAGUUUACUUUUAUUUUCAUGGUGCAUAAAGUUGACCUUUCUUGUUUUCUUUUUAAAUAAUAUGAAAAAGAUGAUAGUUUUUUCUCUCUAAAUAACAAAUUAUUAAGCUGUUGGAAUUUAGCAUGAAAAAUACUGUUAAGUCUAAAUUUUCAAAAACAAUGGCUCCUUCACUGUCAUAUUCUUGAGUCAAAACAUUAACUCUAUAAUUCAGUCAUUCUGAUCAUUCUUUCCCAAGAACGAUACUACAGGCAAACACCAGAUGAGUGCCUGGAUCCAGUAUGCUCUCCCCUGGAGAAGAAGGAUAAGAAUAGUGGGUGUAGAUAAUGUGUAGAAAUAUUUAACCAUGAUUGGCCCUUUUUAAAAUGUUAGUGUAUAUGACAUAAUCAAGGUUACCAGUGCUGCCUUUUGAUAUAUGGAUGGAUGGAAUUGUGAUUAAGGUGGUAAUGGUAUACAAUAUAUAGUGCUUAAAAAUGUCAUUGCAUGAAUUCUCUUUUUAACAUAUAGUACUUUUCUUGAUUUUUUAAACCAUGAGAUAAUGGAAGUAUAUAUUUUUAUAAGUUAAUCUGCUAAGUCAGGUUGUAUCUUCUGUAAGUACCUUGCAAUAUUUUCUUUUUAAGUAUAACCAGUUUACAUUGAAGGAUCACAGUACUGGAGCAGUGAAAUUUUUUAGAAGUAUUAAUAAAUUUCUUCAUUCAAUUCAGCUAUUUUGGUAAUAGCAACCACAGUCCUCUCCAACAAAUGUAAAUAUUAAAUCACCUCAUUUUUCUCAUAGAAAAGAUACUAAGAAACAUGCACUUUUCAUUGACUAGUCAUCUGUUUCUUGUCAGACCUACUGUGGGCCAGGUACUGUACUGACUUUUAACAUUCUGUAAAAUGGAAUGACCUACAUAGAUUUUAGGCAUUAUUCCAGAAGGUACAUGUAAGUAAGACACAUUUAUUUUCAUUUCCUUAAUAUUAAGUGAACUAAUGCUGAAUUUUUUAUUGCCUAGGACUAUAAGUUUUUUUUCCUUAUCUUCUGAAAAUGGAUAAAUUCAGUUUUGAUACCCCAAAAUUUCCUAAACAUUUUGUAAUAGAGAAAGUAUGCUGAAUUACACAUUGGCCUACAUUAAAUUUUUUUUAAUUUUGAUUAUGUCCAAUACAUAUUUGUAAGGAUAUUAAAUUGUGAGGCCACUAGCAUAACAAUAGCUUCUGGGUCACCUCAGGAAACAGUAUAGAUGAGUGAGAAUGUUUACAGACCAUCAACUCAACUACCAUGAUGCUUGACUGAAGGAAUUUAAGAAGCUUAGCAAAGAUGUUUACUAGCUUUAUUUAGAAACUGGUUUACAGGGUAUAUUGAACCUGAAUUCCCCCUAGUUUUUCCAUAUUUAAAAUGAUAAAAUUUUGCUUAUGUGCCAAUUAUGUGAAUAUUUUGACAUAACCAAAUAUACAUCUAUACUUAAGAUUUUUAUUAUUUAAUGUUUUUAGGAAUUAUGUGAAGACUGCCUUUUCAGGUGGCCAAAGAGAAUGAUAGUUGAUGUCAAUUAAAAAAAGUAGUUGACAGCUGUUCUUAUUUUAAAUGUACCAACAGAGACAUUUUACUACAUUUAAUAGCUGUUAGUGUGCAUGUGUGAUUUUAAUCAUGAUUUUUAUACAGUAGCUGAAUAAAAUUUCCUGAACAUUAAAUUGUGA